UUUUGGUGCAGCGGCGCGGGGGGCAGGCAGCCUGUGUGCGAGUCGGCCACACGGAGGGCGGUGGGCAGGCGCGCGAGGCGCUCGGAGAGGAGGGCAGGCCGGCGGCCUGCGCCGGAGUCGAGAGAGGUCUGACGACUUGAGGCUGCAGGGUGCAUCUCUAGAGGAGAGGCUGGCGACAAAGCAGGAGCAGGAAAAUAGCCUGGAUUUGUGGAGGCCUGCUUUAAGGCUCAUCGCCGCUGCAGGGAAAGAAAGGAGGAAGAGACUGGCUCAAAUCGCUGGAGGGUGGCCUGCUGUCUGCUGUAGAGCUUAAUAUCACUGGAACAAGGCAAGGAGGGGGAAUUGCCCCACAUCAGUGCAGAUCCACCUCCAGUGGCAGCUCUGGUGGUGUUGGAAUUGCUGCUGACUACCGUCCUCCAGAGGUCUGCACCUACCUGGGAACCAUCCGUCCUCCCCCAGCUUGGUUGUGCUUCUGCUGCACUGUCUGUAAUAUUGGCUGAGGCUGGGCUUGAGGAGGAGGCUGGUUGACGGCUGGACUGGUUUGACUCUAACUCGUUUCCUACUGUAUCAUCUCCUGAAUCGCUGAAGGAUCAGAGUGUGAAGAUACAAAACUCACAGAUCUGUGGUAGAGGCUGAGACUGGGGUAGGAGUAUUUAACUGAGCCUUCUCUGUAACUUGUACUAUGACUGGGGCCGAGAUUGAGCCUGGUGCCCAGGCCAAGCCUGGAAAGAAGGCUGGAGAAGAGGUUGGGGGUGGGCCUGAGAGAGAGAAUGAAGUCCCAAUGGUGGUCAGACCCAAGGUUAGGACCCAGGCCCAGGUGAUGCCUGGGGAAAAGCCCAAAACUGAGUCCAAGGGUAUGUCUGGGGCAAGGCCAAAAACUGUGGCCAUAACAGGAGGUGGGACACAUCCUAAAACUGAGGCUGGGGCAAUGCCCAAGCAUGAAGCUCAUUCACACAUCCAGGCUGAGUUUGAUGCUGAGGCAAUGUUGAAGACAGAGGGAGUGUCCCAGACCAAUGCCAUAGCCUGUGCAUUCGUCAGUACUGAGUCUGAGUCAGUUGCUACAACUAAGACCUUGUCUAUGGAUAGGGAAUUGUUUAAUGUGGAUACUGAGUCGUUUCCCGGCACUAAGGUCAAGUGCCAGUCAGGAAUCCAGCCUUUGUUCGGGUCAGAGGAGACCAAUGUCGGGUCCUGGUGCUGUCCUAGGCCUACAUACAAACAAGAGGCCUCUCACAAUUGUAAUUUCAGAUGGGUGGAUGGAUCUUCUCUGAGUUCCUGGUUCUGGAGUGGAGAAGAUGUGAGUACAAGGUUUCAUCCUAGGGACGGGAUAAAGGCCAGUACCAGGUCGAGGCACAUGGCCAAAAAAGAGGUUUUGUCUAGGCCCAAAACCAAUCAGGAGCUCUAUGUUGUGUCCAGUUCUGGUUCUGAGGAUGAAUCUUUUAAGACAUCCUUGUUCUGGGCCAGAGGAAAGACCAGUAUCUCGUCCAGGCCCAGGGAAGAGACCAAUAGCAGGUCCAGGUUUAGGUCCAAGAAAGAAGACUCUGAGUUCGGUUCUGGGUCUGAAUGUGAGAACAAUUUGAAGUACUGGUUCUGGCCUGGAGAAGAGGCCAAAUCCGGGUCCAAACCCAGAGCUAGGAAAGGGGCCAAUGUGAGGGUCAGGCACAAGGCCAAGCGAGAAGCUUCUGUUAAUUUCAUGCCUGAGUCUAUAGAUGUCAUCAAAAAAGAGUCCUGGUUCUGGCCUGGAGAAGAGACUAGUAACUUGUCAAGGCCGAAGUCCAAGAAAGAGGCCAGGACCAGAGCAAUGGCAAAGGAAGAGGCCAAAACCAAGGCCAGAGCCAGGGACAAGCAAGAAGCCGGGUCAGAGGAUCAGUUCCUCAUUGGGACCUGGUUCUGGGCUGCAGAAGAAUCCAGCAUAGUGGGUGGGGCCAGCGUCAAGUCCAGUUUUCAAGUGGAGGAUGAGUCCAUUGUUGGCAGUUGGUUCUGGGCUGAAAAAGAGACCAAUAUGGGGACUGAGGCCAGCAGUAAAUCCAGACCAAGAACUGAGCAGGAACCUAUUGGCAAUUCUAUGCUUGGGGCUGGGGAAAAGACCAGUAUGGAGACUGGGGUUGAGGCCACUUCCAAAUCUCUGCUAGCAGAUGAGAAAACAAAGGUCAUUGCCAGUUCCUGCUUUUGGGCUAGUGAAGAAACCAACCUAGAGGCUGAGGAAGAGACCAUUUUUGGGUCAUGGUUUUGGGUCAAUGAUGAGGACAGUGUGAAAGCUGCUGUUGGGACUAGGUGUGGGUCCAGGCCUAGGUCUGAGGAAGAAGAGGUCACUGGUCCCUGCUUCUGGGCUAGAGAAGAAGUCAGUAUAGAAGCUGAGUUUAGAGAAGAGGCCAGUCCAGGAGCUGAAGAAGAGACAAUAUUUGGGUCCUGGUUUUGGGCUGGAAACCAGGCCCAGGUGGAUUCUGGGGCUGAAGUCAGCAGUGACGCCAUGUCAGGGGCUGAGGAGGAGGAACCCAUGAUUGGAUCUUGGUUUUGGGCUGGAGUAGACACUUGUGUGGAGGCUGAAGUCAGCAAUAAGUCUAGCCUGGAGGACAAGGAAGAAAUUAUUUCAUCAUCUUGGUUUGGGACCACAGAAGAGGUCAGUGUGAAGUAUGGGGCUGGUACCAGAUGCAAAUUUAUGACAGAGCCUGAAGAGAUCAAUAUUGAGUCUUGCAUCUGGGCGGAAGAAAAUCCCUGUAUGUAUCCUGCCAAUGGAGGCAGGUGGAAGUCUAGGUCAGAGGAGGAACAGGACACUGUUGAGUCAUGGUUCUGCUCCAGAAAAUACACAAGGCCAGAGACCAUUAUAGGACCCUGGUUAUGGGCUACAGAAGAGGAUAGUAUAGAUGAUUGGACUGGAGAAGAGGCCAAGCCGCUGACCAAGGGAGAGACCAUGAUUACGUCCUCGUUCUGGAAAGGGGAUGAAGCCAUUAUAGAGGCUAUAGACAGAGAAGAAUCCAGGUCCUAUGCUGAGGAGGAAGACAUUAUUGAUUCUUGGUUCUGGCCUAGGGAAGAGGACAAGCUCAGGAUAGCAGCUGAGGCUAGAGAACAGGACAGGCUCGCAGCUGAGGAGGAAGCUAUUGUUGGGUCUUGGUUCUGGGCUAGGGAAGGGGCCCUUAGAAAGGAGCCUGGCUUUUGCAGCAAAUCCAGUCCAGAAGCCGAAGAGGAGGAAGUCAUCUUUGGGCCCUGGUUCUGGGCUGAAGAAGAGGCGAGUCUGGAGGCAGGGGCCAGUUUUGAGUCCAAGCCUGGAACCGAGGUGGAGGAAAUCAUUGUUGGGUCUUGGUUCUGGGCUGAAGAAGAAGACAGUGUAGAGGUUGGGCCUCAGGCAAUAGAAGACACCAGGUCAAGGACUGAAAAUGAAACCAUUUUUGGAUCCUGGUUCUGGCCUGCAAAAGAAGCCAUUGUAGAAGCAGAGACAUACUGUGCAUCCAAGCCAGAGGAUGAUGAAGAGAUGAUUGUUGAGUCCUGGUUCUGGUCUGGAGACAAGGCUGUUAACAAAACAGGAACUGUGGCCACCUGUGAGUCCAGGCCAGAAAAUGAGGACGGGGCAGUUGUUGGAUCUGGGUUUGGAGCUAAAGAUGAGCCCAAUAACAGGACUGGCAGUGGAACCAACUGUGAGUGCAAGACAGCAGCUGAGGAAGAUGAGACCAUAGUGGGGUCCUGGUUCUGGGCAGGAGAUGAGGCCCGUUUUGAAUCAAAUCCUAACCCUGUGUUCAGAGCCAUUUGCAGGUCCAGGUAUUCAACUGAGCAAGAGCCUGAUGCUUCACACAGGCCCCAGAGCUGGGAGGAGGUCACUGUUAAGUUCAAGCCUGGUCCAUGGGGUAGGGUUGGCUUCCCAUCCCCAAGCCCCUUUAGAUUUCCAAAAGAAGCAGCGUCUCUAUUCUCUGAAAUGUUUGGAGGAAAACCCAGGUACAUGAAACAGGGUCUAGAAGGGGAAGAGCAGGAGUCUCUGCUUCAGUCUGAUCAGCCUGAGUCUGAGUUCCCAUUUCAGUAUGAUCCGUCCUACCGGUCAGUCAGGGAAAUUCGGGAGCAUCUUAGGGCCAGGGAGAGUGCAGAGCCUGAGACUUGGUCCUGCAGCUGCAUACAGUGUGAGCUUAAAAUUGGUACUGCAGAGUUUGAAGAACUCCUUCUAUUAAUGGACAAAAUUCGAGAUCCUUUUAUUCAUGAAAUAUCUAAAAUUGCAAUGGGUAUGAGAAGUGCUUCUCAAUUUACCCGAGAUUUCAUUCGGGAUUCAGGUGUUGUCUCGCUUAUUGAAACCUUGCUCAAUUAUCCCUCCUCCCGAGUUAGGACAAGUUUUUUGGAAAAUAUGAUUCACAUGGUUCCACCUUAUCCAGAUCUAAACAUGAUUCAGACAUACAUAUGUCAAGUAUGUGAAGAAACCCUUGCUUGUAUUUUGGAUUCCCCUGAGCAGCUAUCUGGAAUAAAAAUGCUUAGACAUCUCACUACAACCACUGACUAUCACAUGCUGGUUACCAAAUAUAUGUCUGGGUUUCUUUCCUUACUAGCCAUGGGCAAUACCAAAACAAGGUUUCAUGUUCUGAAAAUGCUACUGAAUUUAUCUGAAAAUCCUGUCAUGACAAAAGUACUACUCAGUGCUGAAGCAAUGUCAGAAUUUAUGGAGCUUUUUAAGAGGAAAGAGACAAAUGACAAUAUUCAAGUUGUUCUAGCAAUGUUUGAAAAUAUUGGUAACAAUAUCAAAAAGGAGGUAAUGUUGUUCACUGAUGAUGAUUUCAGCCUUGAGCCACUUAUUUCUGCCUUCCAUGAAGUUGAGGAAUUUGCUAAGGAACUGCAAGGCAAAACAGAUGAUCAAAAUAACCCUGAGGAAGACCAAGAAAAUUAGUAUGAUUAGUCACUUGCCUCUGAUUGUCCUUAUGUUCCUGAGUUAAUGAUCCUUGAAUAAUGCUUUGGUUUUCACAGUUGGUUCUGUGUUGUAAUAUACAUCUUUAAUGCUGAUACUAACUUUGCCCAACUCUGUGUAUGAGCUGGAUCAUUCUUCUGAUGCCAAAUGAGUAUUAGAACUGUGAAAACAGAUUUGUUGAUAUUUGUCUUUUUGUCCAGAUUGUGACAUUUGGUGUUUAAGCUUAUAGUGAACUGAGCCAUCAUAAGUAAGCUACCCUUCUGAUUGUUGUUCUAGUGUAGUGAAUUCUAUUUGAGUCUUGUAUGUGUUUUCAAUAAAGUUCUUUGUUA
This is a messenger RNA of Equus quagga, 5199 nucleotides long. RefSeq names its product G protein-coupled receptor associated sorting protein 1 (gene GPRASP1). The transcript is spliced from 5 exons. NCBI's taxonomy places the organism in Eukaryota, Metazoa, Chordata, Mammalia, Perissodactyla, Equidae. Bases 680 to 4852 code for a protein of 1390 amino acids. The record is from RefSeq and is a predicted model, not a curated record.